AGCUCUCGCGGAAGCGAGAGAUCGCUAACAACUUGAACUUGUUCCAUGGACACGCCUAAUCAUUAGGAAAUUAAUCCAAUUUCAUCCCCAAAUUCAGGGAGAGAUCCUCUUUUACCGAUGUGUGAAUGAAUUGCCCCUACAAAAAUGAUCCUCCACCACCAAACACUGCUUCCUCGACUGAAGACCCAGUUUGUCUCAAAACAAGGAGGAAGCAAGAGAUGGUUGAGAAGACACCAGGGUAAAACCAACCCAUCCCCAUGUCCAGGAACCAUUCUCGCUUGGGAACCGCCAUUCAGAUUUGCUUGAGAGUACUGUCAGCCGCCAUGACUUUGGCCGCCGCGCUGGUGAUGAUGACCAACGAGCAAUCCACGGUGGUUUUCGGCAUUCCGGUCGAUGCUCAAUAUACCUAUUCCCAGGCUUUCAAGUUCUUUGCCUAUGCAAAUCUAGUUUCCUGUGCUCUAUGUCUAUUAUCCUUGUUAUUAUUCCUUCUUAUAAUCGCCAGACGAAGAGACUGCUGUUCUAGUAGCUACAUUCCUGCACGACCUGGUGGUGAUGACAUUGGUGAUGGCGGGGUGUGCCACCACGACGGCUAUCGGCUACGUGGGGAAGCACGGGAAUGCGCACAUCGGCUGGAUGCCCAUCUGAAAUAAUCUCAGCAAAUUUUGCGACCGAGUCACCAUUUCGGACGCCAUAUCCUACGCAUCUUCCUUCUCCUCAUGAUUCUCACCGUCAUCUCCGCCUAUAACUACGGCACCGUGUUUAGGUCUGCAAGUUCGAAGUUCCGAGGAGGAGAUUAUGCAGAGGAUCAAUCCGGGUAAAGAAAUUUUUACCUCGCGUCAGGAACGAAUGUAAAGCAGGCAUCUUGGGGGCCUUCAUGAUCGUUUUCUUAGGCAGCAAAUGUAUAGAAAGGUUCUUUUUUUGUUUUCAAUUGUUAGAACGUGUUCAUGUAA
Rhodamnia argentea is the source of this 950-nucleotide messenger RNA. RefSeq names its product CASP-like protein 1F1. The transcript has 4 exons. The record is from RefSeq and is a predicted model, not a curated record. NCBI's taxonomy places the organism in Eukaryota, Viridiplantae, Streptophyta, Magnoliopsida, Myrtales, Myrtaceae. Bases 258 to 650 code for a protein of 130 amino acids.